AUGCCGGCUGAGCUGCUGCUACUGCUGAUUGUUGCCUUCGCCAGCCCCAGCUGCCAGGUGCUCUCAUCACUGCGCAUGGCUGCAAUCCUGGAUGACCAGACAGUGUGUGGCCGCGGUGAGCGUCUGGCCCUGGCCCUGGCCCGCGAGCAGAUCAACGGGAUCAUCGAAGUCCCAGCCAAGGCCCGAGUGGAAGUAGACAUCUUUGAGCUGCAGCGGGACAGCCAGUACGAGACCACGGACACCAUGUGUCAGAUCCUGCCCAAGGGAGUCGUAUCUGUCCUAGGACCCUCGUCCAGCCCUGCAUCUGCAUCCACCGUGAGCCAUAUCUGCGGGGAGAAGGAGAUCCCUCACAUCAAGGUGGGCCCUGAGGAGACACCCCGCCUUCAGUACCUUCGCUUCGCGUCUGUCAGCCUGUACCCCAGCAACGAGGAUGUCAGCCUGGCCGUCUCUCGAAUCCUCAAGUCUUUCAACUACCCCUCGGCCAGCCUCAUCUGCGCCAAGGCUGAGUGCUUGCUGCGAUUGGAGGAACUGGUGCGCGGCUUCCUCAUCUCCAAGGAGACGCUGUCGGUGAGGAUGCUGGACGACAGCCGGGACCCCACGCCACUGCUCAAGGAGAUCCGCGACGACAAGGUGUCCACCAUCAUCAUCGACGCCAAUGCGUCCAUCUCCCACCUCAUCCUCCGCAAGGCCUCGGAGCUGGGAAUGACCUCAGCGUUUUACAAGUACAUCCUCACCACCAUGGACUUCCCCAUCCUGCACCUGGACGGUAUCGUGGAGGACUCCUCCAACAUCCUGGGCUUCUCCAUGUUCAACACCUCCCACCCCUUCUACCCCGAGUUCGUGCGCAGCCUCAACAUGUCCUGGAGGGAGAACUGUGAAGCCAGCACCUACCCGGGCCCCGCGCUGUCGGCUGCCCUGAUGUUUGACGCUGUGCACGUGGUAGUGAGUGCUGUCCGAGAGCUGAACCGCAGCCAGGAGAUCGGCGUCAAGCCGCUGGCCUGUACUUCGGCCAACAUUUGGCCCCACGGGACCAGCCUCAUGAACUAUCUGCGCAUGGUAGAGUAUGAUGGGCUGACCGGGCGGGUCGAGUUCAACAGCAAAGGGCAGAGGACCAACUACACACUGCGCAUCCUAGAGAAGUCCCGACAGGGCCACCGCGAGAUUGGGGUGUGGUACUCUAACCGGACCCUAGCCAUGAAUGCCACCACCCUGGACAUCAACCUGUCACAGACGUUGGCCAACAAGACGCUGGUGGUCACCACCAUCCUGGAGAACCCGUACGUCAUGCGCCGGCCCAACUUCCAGGCCCUGUCGGGGAACGAGCGCUUCGAGGGCUUCUGCGUGGACAUGCUGCGGGAGCUGGCCGAGCUGCUGCGCUUCCGCUACCGCCUGCGGCUGGUGGAGGAUGGGCUGUACGGGGCACCCGAGCCCAAUGGCUCCUGGACGGGCAUGGUUGGCGAGCUCAUCAACCGGCAGAAAGCAGACCUGGCUGUGGCUGCGUUCACCAUCACGGCUGAGCGGGAGAAGGUCAUCGACUUCUCUAAGCCCUUCAUGACCCUGGGGAUCAGCAUCCUCUACCGCGUGCACAUGGGCCGCAAGCCUGGUUACUUCUCCUUCCUGGACCCCUUCUCCCCUGCUGUGUGGCUCUUCAUGCUUCUCGCCUACCUGGCUGUCAGCUGCGUCCUGUUCCUGGCCGCCAGGCUGAGCCCCUACGAGUGGUAUAACCCGCACCCAUGUCUGCGAGCACGCCCCCACAUCCUGGAGAACCAAUACACGCUGGGCAACAGCCUCUGGUUCCCCGUGGGGGGCUUCAUGCAGCAGGGCUCAGAGAUCAUGCCCCGGGCGCUGUCCACGCGCUGCGUCAGCGGAGUCUGGUGGGCCUUCACCUUGAUCAUCAUCUCCUCCUACACGGCCAACCUGGCCGCCUUCCUCACCGUGCAGCGCAUGGAGGUGCCUGUGGAGUCAGCUGACGACCUGGCAGAUCAGACCAACAUUGAGUAUGGAACCAUCCACGCCGGCUCCACCAUGACCUUCUUCCAGAAUUCACGGUACCAGACGUACCAGCGUAUGUGGAACUACAUGCAGUCAAAGCAGCCCAGUGUGUUCGUCAAGAGCACGGAAGAGGGCAUCGCCCGUGUCCUCAACUCCCGCUAUGCCUUCCUGCUUGAGUCCACCAUGAAUGAGUACCACCGGCGCCUCAACUGCAACCUCACCCAGAUCGGGGGCCUCCUCGACACCAAGGGCUAUGGCAUCGGCAUGCCGCUGGUUCUCAGCCUUGACCCCAGGACCUUCUGUCUCCACAUCACACCCUCCUGGAUUGGCUGCCUGCAGAGGUGGGGACCUUCCUGCUGCGGAGGCCCGGACCCCCAGACUGCAGUGCCAGUCACUCACCUCACCACGUUCAGUUCAGACCAGGCCUGGGGUCCUGCCUCUUGCUCUUCUGCACCCCAAAUCCUGCCUGGCUCCAAUUUGGUCCUACAGAGACCUGACUGCACCCACCCGCUCAUGCGCCCACGGAUCCCAGCAGCCCCCAGGAGAGAGGCCAAGGCCCUCAGGACUGGCCUGUGCUCCAGCCAGGCCACUGCCUGUGCACAGCAGGCUCCUCCCAGGCCCCUGUCCCAGCUGUGA
Messenger RNA from Trichechus manatus latirostris (Florida manatee), 2628 nucleotides. RefSeq names its product glutamate ionotropic receptor kainate type subunit 5 (gene GRIK5). Gene Ontology annotation, cellular component: plasma membrane; kainate selective glutamate receptor complex; presynaptic membrane. Bases 1 to 2628 code for a protein of 875 amino acids. The transcript is spliced from 18 exons. NCBI's taxonomy places the organism in Eukaryota, Metazoa, Chordata, Mammalia, Sirenia, Trichechidae. The record is from RefSeq and is a predicted model, not a curated record. Gene Ontology annotation, biological process: synaptic transmission, glutamatergic; modulation of chemical synaptic transmission; monoatomic ion transport. Gene Ontology annotation, molecular function: kainate selective glutamate receptor activity; transmitter-gated monoatomic ion channel activity involved in regulation of postsynaptic membrane potential.